AUGAUCACAUUAAGUGAUUUCUACCAUGUGAUGACUGCAAUGGUUCCACUCUAUGUGGCCAUGAUUUUGGCUUAUGGUUCUGUGAAAUGGUGGAAGAUCUUCACUCCUGAUCAAUGUUCAGGAAUCAAUCGUUUUGUUGCUCUAUUUGCAGUCCCUCUUCUCUCCUUCCACUUUAUCUCCUCUAACAAUCCUUACACCAUGAACUUUCGCUUCAUAGCUGCUGAUACACUCCAAAAAAUCAUAGUCCUUGCGGUUCUUGCAGUUUGGUCCAAUAUAAGCAAAAGGGGUUGCUUAGAAUGGGCUAUUACUCUGUUUUCGGUAUCAACUCUCCCAAACACUCUUGUUAUGGGUAUUCCUUUGCUUAAAGGGAUGUAUGGUGAAGAAUCUGGGAGUUUAAUGGUUCAAAUAGUUGUUCUUCAAUGUAUCAUUUGGUACACUUUGAUGUUGUUCUUGUUUGAAUACAGAGGAGCUAGAAUGCUUAUUGGAGAGCAAUUCCCUGACACUGCUGGGUCUAUUGUUUCCAUCCAUGUUGAUUCUGAUAUCAUGUCACUUGAUGGAAGACACCCUUUGGAAACUGAAGCUGAAAUCAAAGAAGAUGGGAAGCUCCAUGUCACUGUGAGAAAAUCCAAUGCUUCAAAAUCAGAUAUCUUCUCAAGAAGGUCACAAGGACUUUCGUCGAACACCCCGAGGCCAUCAAAUCUGACCAAUGCAGAGAUAUACUCUCUGCAAUCAUCGAGAAACCCAACUCCCAGAGGGUCUAGUUUCAACCACACUGACUUCUACUCCAUGAUGGCUGCCGGCCGGAACUCUAAUUUCGGUUCUGCAGAUGUUUAUGGCCUAUCUGCGUCCCGUGGUCCGACGCCAAGACCGUCCAAUUUUGAGGAUGAAAAUGGGGUGGGUAACAAGGCAAGAUACCAUUACCAGGCACAAAGUGGUACGACCCAAUACCCGGCUCCGAACCCAGGAAUGUUUUCUCCUACUGGGUCCAAAGGUGUGACUGCUGCUAAUGCAAAAAAGCCAAAUGGACAAGCUCAAAGCCAGAAACCAGAAGAAGGAGGUGGUAGGGAUCUUCAUAUGUUUGUUUGGAGCUCAAGUGCUUCUCCUGUAUCAGAUGUUUUUGGUGGAGGUCAAGACUAUGCUGCCAAUGACCCAAAAGAUGUAAGAUUGGCUGUUUCACCAGGAAAAGUUGGUCAAAGAGAGAACAAUAAUCAGGAGGAUUUCUUGGAAAGAGAUGAAUUCAGCUUUGGAAAUAGAGGAGGAUUAGAGAACAAUAACCAUCAUGAAGGAGGAGGAGAGAAAAUGAUUGAUAGCAAGCCCAAAACCAUGCCUCCAACAAGUGUAAUGACAAGGCUAAUACUGAUCAUGGUUUGGAGGAAACUUAUCAGAAAUCCCAACACUUACUCCAGCUUAAUUGGCCUAACCUGGUCCCUAGUCUCAUUCAAGUGGCAUGUAGAGAUGCCUGCCAUUAUAGCAAAGUCCAUUUCAAUACUGUCAGAUGCAGGUCUUGGCAUGGCCAUGUUCAGUCUUGGUCUGUUCAUGGCUUUGCAACCAAGGAUGAUAGCUUGUGGGAAUUCCAUUGCUGCCUUUACAAUGGCUGUGAGAUUCCUUACAGGUCCAGCUGUUAUGGCAGCUGCUUCUAUUGCUGUUGGUCUAAAGGGUGUUCUCUUACACAUUGCCAUUGUCCAGGCAGCUCUACCACAAGGAAUUGUCCCCUUUGUCUUUGCUAAGGAAUACAAUGUACACCCAGAUAUUCUCAGCACAGGUGUGAUAUUUGGGAUGCUGAUUGCAUUGCCUAUAACUUUGGUUUACUACAUUUUAUUGGGUUUGUGAAGAAACUUAAAGAUGGUGAUAGGGGGUGGUGGUGGUAGUGCAUCAAAGCAAAUUUGACACAAGAAGAGGGAGGAAGGACAGAGUCCAGUGUCCAGUCCACCAUCAAUCUUUUGUUUUUGAAAUGUCUUUUUCUUUUGUAGUAAAUUUGUAAAAUCCAUGUUUGUAGUCAAUUUAUAACAAAAAGGAAUGUUUCCCCCUAGUUAAUUAAUUAAAUUAGUGUAUUUCAGCUUA
Messenger RNA from Tripterygium wilfordii, 2061 nucleotides. Its product is annotated as probable auxin efflux carrier component 1c. Gene Ontology annotation, biological process: auxin polar transport; auxin export across the plasma membrane. The coding region runs from base 1 to 1830 and encodes 609 amino acids. The record is from RefSeq and is a predicted model, not a curated record. Gene Ontology annotation, cellular component: plasma membrane; endoplasmic reticulum. NCBI's taxonomy places the organism in Eukaryota, Viridiplantae, Streptophyta, Magnoliopsida, Celastrales, Celastraceae. The transcript has 6 exons. Gene Ontology annotation, molecular function: auxin efflux transmembrane transporter activity.